AUGCCUGUCCGCCGAAUCGCCCAAAUAGUCCACCUCAAGCCAUCCGCCCUGGCGGCCUACAAAGAAUGCCACGCGAAUGUGUGGCCCGAAGUACUCCAGCAGAUUAAGGAGUGUAAUAUCCGGGAUUAUUCUAUCUUCUAUGAUAAUGAUCGGACUUUGUUCGCGACGUUUAAAUAUGUCGGGGAUGAUUUUGAGGGCGAUAUGGAGAAGAUGAAGGCUAAUCCUAAGGUGAGGGAGUGGUGGACAAUGACGGAUGGUAUGCAAGAGAGUCCGACUCCUGGGGCUUAUGGGAGUGCUGAGGGACCUUCGUGGUGGAAGCCAUUGGAGGAGGUUUUCUACACGGAUUAA
Aspergillus caelatus is the source of this 348-nucleotide messenger RNA. RefSeq names its product L-rhamnose mutarotase. Lineage: Eukaryota; Fungi; Ascomycota; Eurotiomycetes; Eurotiales; Aspergillaceae. The coding region runs from base 1 to 348 and encodes 115 amino acids. Gene Ontology annotation, molecular function: racemase and epimerase activity, acting on carbohydrates and derivatives. The transcript has 2 exons. The record is from RefSeq and is a predicted model, not a curated record.